This is a messenger RNA of Gracilinanus agilis (Agile Gracile Mouse Opossum), 688 nucleotides long. RefSeq names its product SH2B adapter protein 3-like. Gene Ontology annotation, cellular component: plasma membrane. The record is from RefSeq and is a predicted model, not a curated record. Gene Ontology annotation, molecular function: transmembrane receptor protein tyrosine kinase adaptor activity. Gene Ontology annotation, biological process: intracellular signal transduction. NCBI's taxonomy places the organism in Eukaryota, Metazoa, Chordata, Mammalia, Didelphimorphia, Didelphidae.
GAGCUGCCCCUAGAGGGCAGGGGGCUGGGGAAGAGAAGGCAGCCGCUGGGCUGGUCCAUCUGGCCAACAGGCCCUGUGCCCAGCCUGUCUGCACUCCUCCUGCCGACUAAGAAGCAAUUGCUUGCACAUGUUGGGCCUGAGAUGUCAUUCCAGGGCUGUCUAGAAAGAAAAAGAAAUUCAAGAAGGGGAGGGAGGGAGGGAGUCCAUUGGCUGAUUGCUGGCAGAACCUAGAAGCAGCUCAUAGGCUUGUGGAGCAAGGAGCAGCUCCCUUUGGGGAUGCCCGGACUUGAGGAAGCCCAAACCGUCUUUAUUCCGCAGGGUUCCAAGCCCAAGCUCCAGGCCGCUUGUUCUUCCAUUCAAGAGAUCCGGAGAUGCACCCGCCUGGAAAUGCCUGACAACCUCAACACCUUCGUCCUGAAGGUGAAUAAUGCCACCGACAUCAUCUUCGAGACUGGGGAUGAGCAGCAGCUGAAUUCUUGGACCACAGAGAUAAGAGAAUGCAUGAACCGAGGCAGGUCAGAAGGAGCUGGCCUAGAAUCCCAGGCACCUUCCCUUCUGGACCCAGGUUUAUCCAACUCUCCCACCGGGAGUACCGACUCCCUUAACCAAGGUAAGGACCCCAGACAGACGGCCUCCCCCUUGCCCAUGCCUGAGGAGGAGAGUCUGCCCUAACUACCUACUCUACAGC